Pieris macdunnoughi is the source of this 510-nucleotide messenger RNA. The record is from the annotation of a GenBank genome assembly. NCBI's taxonomy places the organism in Eukaryota, Metazoa, Arthropoda, Insecta, Lepidoptera, Pieridae.
AUGCGAAGUGGAGCUUUAGCAGCUAUGGAGGCAGAGCCAGACCUCAGUACGUUCGAGAACAAAUCCGGUCUGGCCGAAGAUAUGAAGUUUCUGGCGUCUAUGCCUGAGUUAUGUGACGUCACGUUUCUUGUUGGGGACACGAGAGAGCCAGUUUGCGCCGUCAAGGCUGUAUUGGCAGCUAGAAGCAGGGUGUUUCAAAAAAUGCUCUACCAGGCACCAAGUCCUCAAAGAAAAAAGGAAUCGGCUCCGAGAGAGAACAAACUCAGGCUUUUCUUAAAACGAUCUUCGGAACCGCUUCUGAACCUUCAAAACGCAGCUCAGCAGAGAACAAGUUUCGCGCAACAAUUGGCACCGAUACAAGAGCCAUCAUCUCAGCAACACCAAACCUUGAUCAUUGAAGAAUUUGAACCAGACGUGUUUCGGCAACUCAUUGAAUACAUCCAUACUGGGUGUGUUACUUUGCAGCCGAGGACUUUGUUAGGUUUGGAGAUUUGGAGGCUGUUGCCGUAA